This is a messenger RNA of Monopterus albus (swamp eel), 772 nucleotides long. Its product is annotated as alpha-actinin-4-like. NCBI's taxonomy places the organism in Eukaryota, Metazoa, Chordata, Actinopteri, Synbranchiformes, Synbranchidae. The record is from RefSeq and is a predicted model, not a curated record. Gene Ontology annotation, molecular function: calcium ion binding; protein binding.
AUGAUAGAUGAGCUUUACCUGGAGUACGCCAAGAGAGCGGCACCUUUCAACAACUGGAUGGAGGGAGCUAUGGAGGAUCUGCAGGACAUGUUUAUCGUCCACAACAUUGAGGAGAUCCAGGGUCUGAUCGCAGCCCACGAGCAGUUCAAGUCCACCCUGGCAGAGGCCAACAAGGAGCGGGAGGCCAUCCAGUCCGUCCCGGCCGAGGUGCAGAAGAUCGCCCAGAGCUACAACAUCAUGCUGAGCGGAAUCAACCCCUACACCGCCAUCACGCAUGCCAGUAUCGACAGCAAGUGGGAAAAGGCCGAGGAGUUCAAGGCCUGUUUGAUCAGUCUGGGCCACGAUGUGGAGAACGACAAGCAGGGUGAAGACGAGUUUGCUCGCAUAAUGAGCAUCGUGGACCCCAACGGCAGCGGCAGCAUCGCCUUACAGGCCUUCAUUGACUUCAUGUCCAGGGAAACAACCGACACAGACACCGCAGACCAGGUCAUCGCCUCGUUCAAGAUCCUGGCUGCUGAUAAGAGCUACAUCACAGCCGAUGAACUGAGGAGAGAGCUCCCCCCCGACAAGGCCGAGUACUGCAUUGCCCGCAUGGUGCCCUACAAAGGGCCUGACGCGGUCCCCGGAGCCCUCGACUACAUGUCCUUCUCCACCGCCCUGUACAGAGAGAGCAACCUGUAGAGGAGGCGAGAGGAAGAGGAGGGCUGGACAGAUGUGGGAGGGAGGGGGAGGGGAGGGACACAAGCUAAUCUGAUACUUAUGCUCAUUUUUG